Spea bombifrons (plains spadefoot toad) is the source of this 2638-nucleotide messenger RNA. It is a transcript of the gene ZFP64, whose product is annotated as ZFP64 zinc finger protein. Lineage: Eukaryota; Metazoa; Chordata; Amphibia; Anura; Pelobatidae. The record is from RefSeq and is a predicted model, not a curated record. The coding region runs from base 190 to 2157 and encodes 655 amino acids. Gene Ontology annotation, biological process: regulation of DNA-templated transcription. Gene Ontology annotation, molecular function: DNA-binding transcription factor activity, RNA polymerase II-specific; RNA polymerase II cis-regulatory region sequence-specific DNA binding. The transcript is spliced from 6 exons.
CUGAAUAUUUUAUAAGGAGGAGGUCUGCUCGGCAGCCGCCGGAUAGGUAGCACCGCGGCCUCCCUGCGCCCUCUAGUCAGCGGAAGUCUGGCUCCCCAAACAUCCGCCCCUGUGCAGGAGCUGUCAGCGGCCCGAGUACCCCCGAAACAGUCCAGCAACUACCCCCCGAGCAGGAGGGAAGCGGCGGCCAUGAACCCCAGCCCCAGCAGCGACGGCUUCCCCGCAGUGCAGUUUCCCAGCGCCGUGCUCGUGGAGAUCACGGCCGACAUCCACAUAUGUGGCCUCUGCAAGCAGCAGUUUAACAACCUGGACGCGUUUGUCGCGCACAAGCAGAGCGGCUGUCAGCUCGCCGACACAACAGGCGCCGCGGGGGCCGUCCAGUUCGUUCCCGGGGAGAACGAGCCGCCGACAUCCACCCGAACCAAUACAUCGGAGACCCAGACCAUCUCGGAAUUUGUUUACGAACAUGGAUAUCAAAGCUUUCUGCCCAACGAAAGCUCGGGGGUCUCCGCAGCGCCGAAGUACCGCUCCAAGAAGAAUUCUGCUUCGGUGCCGCAGAGGAAACACUGCUGCACCUUCCCAGGUUGCCAGUUCAAAACCGCUUACGGCAUGAAGGACAUGGAGCGGCACUUCAGGACCCACACGGGAGAUAAGCCUCACAAGUGCGAAACCUGCGGGAAGCGCUUUAGCCGGAAGGACAAGCUGAAGACGCACAUGCGCUCUCACACCGGCGAAAAGCCGUACAAGUGCAAAGAGUGUGACUAUUGUGCCGCCGACAGCAGCAGCCUCUGUAAGCACCAGCGCAUUCACACCAACGAGCGGCCCUUCAAGUGCCAGAUCUGUCCGUACGCGAGUCGCAACUCCAGCCAGCUCACCGUGCACCUGCGAUCGCACACCGGUGAUGCCCCUUUCCAGUGCAUUCUCUGCAGCGCCAAGUUCAAGAUCAACUCGGACCUAAAGCGGCACAUGCGCGUCCACACCGGCGAAAAGCCGUACAGGUGUGAGUUUUGCGACUUCUUUUGUGCCAUGAAAGGGAACUUGAAAUCUCACAUAAAGAUGAAACAUAAUGCGGACACGACGUUCAAAUGCUCCGAAUGUGAUUUUCAGUGCGGCAGCAAAGCGGAUUUGCGGCAGCAUUUACGAUCGCAUCUCCCGGAGCAGCCGGUGAAGUGCUCCGAGUGUACGUACUCUUGCUCCAACAGGGCCGCUCUGAAAGUCCACGAAAGGAUUCACUCCAAAGACCGCCCGUUUAAGUGCAGUUUCUGCCGUUUUGAUACAAAGCAGCGGAGUAACCUGACCACGCACGUCAAGAAAUGCCACGCCGACAUGGUGAAUAGCGGCAAGGCUGCCUUGUCGAAUACAGAAGGGGAUAUGCUGCUUCCCAUCCCCAGAAAGUACAAUUCCCAAAAGAACGACAAGGUGGAGGCAAAGAAGGCGUACAAGUGCGACCUUUGCGAUGCGUCGUUCGUCCGAGAAGACUCUCUGCGGAGCCACAAGAAGCAGCACAACGAGUUUAUCAUCCAGAAGACGCCGGAGAUGUCGAUGCUGCAGCUUCAGAUGGAAGCCGCGAGGCAGGAUAAUCACCUGGACGGGGUCCCAGAUAAAUCCCCCGACGCCGUCGCGUUUGGCGAAACCAUAAAAAUCAUUAUCGGCAGCGAAGGGUCUGAAGAGGACAACGAAGACGAGACUAUGGCAGACACGGAGUCUUCCGAUGUCAUCAAGAACAUCCAGAACCACAUAGCCAGCAAGCAACUGAACAUGUUGAGGCACGUCAACUUAAUGGCGUCUCCCAAAGCCAGGCUAUCCCGUGCCCGGGCGCAACAGAUCAUUCUCCCUGCCUCCCCUGACCGAAGCGGCAGCGUGGAAAUACGAGAGGAGGUGAUACCCAACGGAGAUGCGGACAACCAUGAAAGCUUCGUCUCGAAUCCCAGCGUGAACGGCUCAGACCUCGAAAGUCUCAAUGAUUUAAUUCAAGAGGAAACCACAGAAGUGACCGUUGUCAUCGGAGAAGACGACGUCAGUGUUUCAGGGUCUUCGUCGCAACUGUCUCCGGCGUUUUCAUCCUCCCCGCAGGACGAAGAGUCCAAACAGGACUAUGGCGUUCACGGCGAAACAGAUUCCGAGGUUCUAUGCCCUGCAGAUUCCAUAGACGAUUGACUAUGAAUACCUUUAUGGUUAUGAUUUCUUGGGCGGUUUUACCCCCAGCUGUGUCCUGAUCACUGCACAGGCCUUUACAUUUCUCCUAAUGAUACCUCAAAGUGCAGGCAUUUUUUUUUUUUUUUCAAGGGUGGGUACAUCGUUUCUCACGUUGCCUUCACUUUGCGUCUCCAGUUAUACCUGGUCCCUGGCUUGGUGAAACCUGAGGAGCUUUGGCAGUGAUCGCGAGACUAAAUGUCGGAAUUCCAUCUAAACAAAGAUCCCCCCCCCCCUAAAUAUUAAGUUAUUAAUAUUAGUUUGUCUCGAGACACAGUUUUGUUUAUGAGAAAUGUAGUUUGUAUCCAGAGUUGUAAGAUGCAUGGGCAUUGCCAAUGAUGUCGCGAGUUAGACCAAUAAAAUACUGCGGAGUAGGAUUAUCAGAUGGCGUUUUCCUUUACAAACUGGAGCCGUAAUCAAUAAACUGUUACUUUUCUCUUUUUUU